Melospiza georgiana is the source of this 1455-nucleotide messenger RNA. Its product is annotated as serine/threonine-protein kinase pim-1-like. Gene Ontology annotation, cellular component: cytoplasm. Gene Ontology annotation, molecular function: protein serine/threonine kinase activity; ATP binding. The transcript has 9 exons. The coding region runs from base 1 to 1455 and encodes 484 amino acids. Gene Ontology annotation, biological process: protein autophosphorylation. NCBI's taxonomy places the organism in Eukaryota, Metazoa, Chordata, Aves, Passeriformes, Passerellidae. The record is from RefSeq and is a predicted model, not a curated record.
AUGAGGCACAGGGUCUAUUUUGGACACCCCUAUCUUUGCAGCUUGGUCUACCUACUCAUUGUUUUGGUGCUCCUCAUUGGCCCUACUCUUGGGUACAUGGGCGUCUACAUGGCAGACUUUCACAGGAAGCCUCAGCCAGUCCCAAGUUGGCAGACACCAGGGGGCAACCCCGACACGGCCGACAGCGGGGAGACGCUCUCCCAAGCCCCGAGGCGGGCCAUGCCCCCGGCCCGCCCCCGGCCCCGGGCGGGGCUGCCCCGUGCCCGGCCCCGGCCGUCCCGCCGCGGUCUCGCCUCCGCCCGGCUCUGGCCGUUCUGGUGGUGGCGCUGCUGGGCGGGCAUCAGUGCCUGGGGUUGGGGCGGCAUCGCCCCCCUUUUCCUCCGCCUACCCCGGCCCCGGCCCCGGCCCCGGCUCCUCCCGGGGCCAGCGGAGCACACACGCGGCGCGGCCGCUCCCGCCGCCUCCGCUGCGGCUUCCCCAGAGCGAGCUCCGCCGCUCGGCAACGCGGCCGCCGGCCCCGAGCCUCCCGUGCCGCGUUCCGAGGAGCGAACGCCUGGGCAUGGCCGGCCCGGGGCGGGUGAAGGGCGCUCGGGGGCCCUGGCUGGCCCCGGGCCGAGCGCUGACAGCCGCGUCCCGCCCGCAGGGAAGACGCAGCCGGGCCUGAAGGAGCAGUACAGGCUGAGUUCGCUGCUGGGGCGCGGCGGCUUCGGCAGCUUCUUCGCGGCCAUGCGGCUCUCGGACGGCGCCCUGGUGGCCAUCAAAAGGGUGCCACGGAACCGCGUCCUGCACUGGGGCGAGCUGGUGAGUGACCCGACGGCCCCGCUGGAGAUCGUGCUGCUGGCCAAGGUGUCCACUGGCUUCCCUGGUGUGGUCCAGCUGCUGGAGUGGCUUGAGCUCCCCAAGGACAUCUUGAUGGUGCUGGAGCGGCCAGAGCGGCGUCAGGACCUGCAUCGUUUCAUUCGGGCACGGCGGUUCCUGCCCGAGGAGGAGGCGCGGGAGCUGUUCCGCCAGGUGCUGGAGGCCGUGCGGCACUGCACCAGCUGUGGGGUCCUGCACCGCAACAUCAAACCAGGGAACAUCCUGGUUGACCUGGACACUGGGCAGGCCAAAUUGAUUGACUUUGGCUGUGGCACCUACCUGCAAGACACAGUCUACACUCACUUUGCAGGAACACUGUCAUACAGCCCCCAGGAAUGGACCCGCUUUGGCCGGUACUAUGGCAAGCCAGCUACCAUCUGGUCCCUGGGCAUCCUGCUGCACCAGAUGGUCUGCGGGGAGCACCCUUUCAGGAGGGGCCAGAACAUCAGCUGGGACCAUCAGCUCUUGCUGCCACAAGGGCUCUCUCAAGAGUGCCAAGAUCUGAUCAGGCAGUGUUUAUCCAUGCUGGACUUGGAAAGGCCCUCAUUAGAAGAGCUGCUCUUUCAUCCUUGGAUGCAGUAUAUUCAUGUGCCCUAG